AUGUCCACACUGUCAACUAUGCGCCUGCAAAUUCGUUCUAACCAAGGAGAAUUGAAGAACUUCUUCCGCUAUGGUCAAAGUCCUUCUCUCCCAGAAAGUCCGCCUCCUAGGUACGGUAAGAGCGCCCUGGCCGUGCCGAACGACCAAGUCUGUCUUAAAACCUCCUCUGGAUCUGCAGAGAAUUUCCCUAUCCCUAUGACCGUGCACCCGUCUGUCUCCUAG
Molecule: messenger RNA, 222 nt
Organism: Penicillium pulvis
Lineage: Eukaryota; Fungi; Ascomycota; Eurotiomycetes; Eurotiales; Aspergillaceae
Exons: 2
Coding region: 1-222 (73 amino acids)
Source: RefSeq, a predicted model, not a curated record